Messenger RNA from Penicillium cinerascens, 231 nucleotides. RefSeq lists its product as uncharacterized. Bases 1 to 231 code for a protein of 76 amino acids. The transcript has 2 exons. The record is from RefSeq and is a predicted model, not a curated record. NCBI's taxonomy places the organism in Eukaryota, Fungi, Ascomycota, Eurotiomycetes, Eurotiales, Aspergillaceae.
AUGGCAGAUUUCAAGAGGGGAUCGAGGGUUCACGUUGUAGGGGAGGUGGAGAUUGUGGAGAAGGCAGAGUCGCGCAGCUCCGAGCGCGGGAAGGACGCGUUGGGGUCUGAGAACGGCAAAAACCGCCAUGACGCCACAACCUUCUGCACCUCGGUGGACCACCACUCUAUGACUUCAACCGUGGAUUCCAAGGCCGGUCAAGUUGUGGGUGUCUUCGAGGGAGGAGCAUAA